Molecule: messenger RNA, 564 nt
Organism: Aureobasidium melanogenum CBS 110374
Lineage: Eukaryota; Fungi; Ascomycota; Dothideomycetes; Dothideales; Saccotheciaceae
Exons: 1
Coding region: 1-564 (187 amino acids)
Source: RefSeq, a predicted model, not a curated record
AUGUCUGCCCCCAAGAAGAACCCUUCGGAGCUUCCCAUCAGCACCAUUGUCAACUGGUUCGACAAGCAGAAGCACUUCCCUCCUGCCAUUGAGGUCGGGCCUCAGACAUUGAUGAACUGGAUGAAAGCCAUGAACACCAACCAGACCGACAACAGAUUAAGCACGAAGAUUGGCAAAGUUCUGCGCAGAUUGCAGAAAAAGGCUGGCAUCACGAAGGCUCAGUCUAUGGCUUACAUAGAAGCCAACGGCGAGAAUCUGGACGCUCCUGUCCUCUAUAGCGCAUUCCACCAAAAUCCUCUUUCUCGCAGUGUGAAGGCAAGAAAGAAGAGGCAGCAGAAGAAGGCCAAACGAGAGGCACAGGCCAAGGAGAACGCAGAUGCCAGGGCCAGAGCGAAAGCCAAAUCCAAGUCUAGGUCGGAGAGUGAGUCCGAGGAAGACGCAGAAGAGUUCUCUGAAUGGGAGGGCUUCAGUGAUGACGAUGGCGAGGUCAUGGACGUCGAACUCUCGCAGCCUUUCCCUCUCAAAGUCGUCACCUCUGCCCCUGCCACCAACACCAGUCUUUGA